Messenger RNA from Leopardus geoffroyi (Geoffroy's cat), 703 nucleotides. It is a transcript of the gene CFAP144, whose product is annotated as family with sequence similarity 183 member A. The transcript is spliced from 4 exons. Gene Ontology annotation, cellular component: ciliary base. The coding region runs from base 157 to 549 and encodes 130 amino acids. The record is from RefSeq and is a predicted model, not a curated record. Lineage: Eukaryota; Metazoa; Chordata; Mammalia; Carnivora; Felidae.
GAGGGGGUCCGAGGGAGGCGACGCCGUUGCCGGAAGGCGACGCCGUUGCCUGGAGACAGCGUGGGACGCCGUUGCCAGGAGAUGGCAGUCUCCCCGCACCCGCAAGCCAUCCAGGGCAGUGAGAAGUAGUUGGACGGAUCUGAUCGGAGCCAAGUCAUGGCCGGUCGCCAAAAGGAGGUGAUCAUCGAUGAGGUCCAUCAGAACCAGAUCCUGCGCGAAUUGUACCUCAAAGAGCUUAGAACCCAGAAACUCUACACAGAGUACCACAUGAAUCCCCUCCGCAAGGUUCACACAAUCACCAGAAAGCCCAUGUCUUGGCAUGAUAACCUGGAGGAACCUGAAGAUGCCAGGUUUCUAAAUCUUCUUCACCAUGCUGCCCUGGGGCCAAAGAAGAAAUACCCAGAGACACAGACUGAAAGCCAAGAAAUCGGAUGGGACUCAGAGCCCUUGAAUAAGAAAAGAAAAAGAAAAAAGUGGAAUAGAUGGACAGGCAAACAGAAAGGAAUACGAUGGAAAUUACAUCCAGUUUCCCCUAAAGUCAAACUAUGAAGUACUUUAUAGUCUGUACCUAAGCAGGUGGAGAGACUUGUGUUCCUAGAGCACAGUUGGUGAGUUGGCCAGGGGUUGGUGUAACAACUCCAUUUCUCCACUAGAUGGUGCUGCUUAGCUUACUGGGGUGGAUUGUUGUGGCACGUGUGUAUAU